CUCAUCAUCACUGGGCUUGCUCCCGCCCCGUCCAUCCUGCGACGAUGAACGACCAUUCAGGACCGCUUUCGCCGCCUCUCACCGCGUCGACAAGGAAUUUUCGCGAGUCAAUUCAUCUUAUUCCUUCGUUACAACGCGAAAAGCGACCAAAGUCUUAUGAACCACCGCAACUCAAGCUAUGGGUCGUGUUACCGGCGGCGCUGUUAAUGGUUGCCCUUGGUAUUGGACUGGAGGUGGCACUGUUCUUUUCGCAGAAGAAUAGCGGUUAUUCUGUGAAGGAGAAGAACAUCUUUAAGUUUGCCUCAACACAAUUCCUUACAUCAUUCUUCCCUAUUCUCCUUGUUGCUCCUCUUGGCCUACUGUGGGAAUCAAAGAAUUGGUUGGUGAAGCGUUACCAGCCAUAUAUUAACCUCUCUAAAGGGGAUGCCUCGGCGGAAGACUCGCUCCUCCUCGAUUACGUGUCGAUCAACACCCUUUAUUGUGUAUUUUUGGCUUUCUAUAAGCGACACUGGCUCGUUUUUAUCUCCGCAGUUGCUGGUCUCGCGACACUGCUCCUGCAGCCGCUUGCUGGUUCCAUUUUCGAUGUCCAACAGUUUCCGGAACCUAAUUCGGGAACAGUGCAGAGUAUCAGGUCUCUCGGACUUGACCCUGAUCGGUUCCAGCUCACAGCCUUUCUCGCCGCUGCUGGUUAUGUCCUUGCAGCGGUAAGCAAUAAUUUGCUCGAUCCCCCUUUCAUCCAUAACAACUGGGCUACAGCGGACUUUACGUUCCCGGACGGUAACUACCUCAACGGAACCGUCACCACAAAUACCACUGGUGUCCGGACAAAUGCAACAUGUUCGGCGCCUUCGUCGAUCAGUCUCGGCGUCAGCGAUGCUGUAAACUACACUAUCACUGCGUCGUCAAAUUCAAUCGCAGACACUGGUUGCGGCACUACCGUAUCGUUUAAUCCAGCGAGUUCCACCCAGCAAUACGGCGUUCAAGGGGUGGCGAACUGCGGGCCGCACGCUAAUAUGAACCAGACAUUCUGGCCAGUCUUUUACUGGUUUUAUCAUAACAAUUCGGCCGGAAACCCUCAGGCAGCAGGGGUAUUCUGUGCUCCGACGCUUGAAGUAUUUAAUGUUUGGGCGAAUGCAUCAUUGAAUGAUGGUUCUCUGGGAAAUGUAACGAUAAUCUCCCCGAUUGGGGACAUGUCUAACAACAACGUCACCGGCGUACCCCAGAUGGGAGUUCCCUUCAACGGAGUCAUUUUUGAUCCGAAUACGGACCCAUUCAUUGCUGCACGGGCAAAUGCGACAACUAGUGGCGUCCCCGGUGCUAUUCUUCGGGCUGUUACGACGAAUCAAUCAUUAUCAAACACUGCAUUCAACUCACCGGAUGGUUUCGUUGAGCCAACAUCAAGAAUUUAUACUCAACAUCUGGCUCUCAUAGCUAAAAAUACGUAUUUCUUGCAAGCAAAUGACACCCUUCCAGCGACUAUAUUCUCGUUAAAACCCCGACUUGUCAUUGAACCGCUUUCGGCACAUGCGUUAUCCGUGCUUCUUAUAAUCGUCGGUUUGCUCAUGUUUUUCAUUGGAGUAUGGCACAGGAAAAUCCGAAGGGGAGUAUUCCUUGGCGCUCCGCCUGGGUCUAUUGCGAGCGCUGUGGCUCUCACAUCGCGUUCCGGGUUCGGCGAACUUCUUGUACCAUACGACGACGAACUGGGAAUCGCAACGAAACUCACACCAUAUCGUUUCCGUCUUGAUUACCGCACAGGAGCUAUCAUGGCGACCGAUGCACCAGGGUACCAAUUCGCUAAAGAGACGUAUCGGGAUAAUGAGGACAAUGAGAAGCCGGGAAUUCUGAGUCGGGGGUCAUCUGCUAAGGCUGAGUCGAGUACUGGGAAUGAAGAGACGCGGAUGAGUCUACUUGAUCAUCGUCGGGAUUCGUCGAUUGCACCGUUAACGCAAGCUGGGUAUGAGGUGGAGCCGUUCUCACCUCCGUCGCGUUCACCAGAUCCAGAGGGGCACGCGUAAGGCACCUAUAGUGAAUUCUAAAUCCUGACUUUCACUCCUCGCUAUCGAAACUCGAAGCCAGCUUAUCCUCCACGCAUCUUGUGAUAUACCACUGCAUACGUCGUUCUUAAUCAUCUGGGCUCUUUUUUGGACUCUACAAGUCAGGACUGUUUUUUUACUUAUGUAUUGCCACCGCCUACUUUGUUUGCUGCCAUUUUUUAUGUAUUAACGUGUUGCGUCGUAGUUCUGGUUUUUUCAUGACUACUUAAUGAGUAACGAUUGAACUCAGGAGUGUAACGUGUGAUUUCUGUCUGGGUAAACGC
Messenger RNA from Fomitiporia mediterranea MF3/22, 2317 nucleotides. RefSeq lists its product as uncharacterized. The coding region runs from base 45 to 2015 and encodes 656 amino acids. The record is from RefSeq and is a predicted model, not a curated record. NCBI's taxonomy places the organism in Eukaryota, Fungi, Basidiomycota, Agaricomycetes, Hymenochaetales, Hymenochaetaceae. The transcript has 11 exons.